CUCGAGGCACGUAUUCGUGGAUCCGUAAAACAGAUCGCUGCUACCGACAAAAUCACGCAUCAGCCACCAACGCAACCGUUCGUCGUCGGAAGUACUACCGCCGUCACACUGCACCCUGCAGCCGAAUCCCCGAAGAAGGCGUGGAAGCCGUACGAACACCUGCUGCCCGCCAUGACGAUGGCAGAAAGUUCCCUUGAGGCUCACGUCGCCCCCGUCCAAGAUAAAACCAACAACAACCUGCCCACGAUGGUUAACCACAACCACAGGCCGCAAGUAAAACAGCGCAAGCGAAAACGGUUGAGUCAAGUUUUGGAUAAGCUAACUGGAGGUGCAAGUGCAACGAACGAUGAAGACGAAGACGGCAAAUUUAGCAAACCUCAAACUAUGAACAACAAUUUAUACAACAAUAACGAAGGCGAUAGUAAGAGGAAACAUUAUAUAGGAGAGGUAUUCAGAUUUGAUAGUUUAGAAAGAGAGAAGUUAAACAAACCAGCAAGCCAUGAAGAGGAUGACGUGUUUAGUCCUGCUAGUUCUAGCAACAAAUCGCCGCAUAGCUCAACUGAAUCGCCAAGAAUCAGCUUUAGUCCGUUAAGAAUCAAAGAGGAUGACACGAGUCCAUCUCCGCCAUCAUUUCAUCGUCCGCCUGUUUGUCCUUGCUACCAAUGCGUCACUGGAGCUGGACAUCAUCCUCCUCCUCUACAUCCUUACGACCGAUUUUUUCCUGCAUCACCUAUAAGUCCUUUAACACCAGCAUCACCAGCUCCUAGUUAUAGUUUCGAACGCUAUCUACACUCAAAAUAUUUACCCGAUAUAUUUCGGAGACGUAGCCAUUCAGAUUCCGAGUUGCCUUUGUGGUUUGAAAGUGGGAAAAGUGAAAAAGGUACAGCGAUUCAGUGGCCUCAUCCAUUAACUCUACCUUCUGCCAAAGGUUCAGAAAAUGAAAUUUCUCCACAAGAGUUUCCUUUGGAUUUGUCCAUGAAAAGUAUUAAGGCAAGAGAGAAAAUUACUGCUUCUACUAGCUCUUUAGAAUGUCUUACAGUGCAACCUCCUCCUCUACAGUUACUACCUCCGGGUUUUUUGCCUCCAAGAGGUUCAGUAUCAGUACCAGUGGUUAAAGGAGACGUAGCUUCACCGACUACAAAAGAAUCUGUAGCUUCGCGUUACAACUUAGAAGUAUCUCCGGUUGUAGAAGAAAUGCCUCCCGGCUCAGACGUAGCCUUUGUUUGUCCAGUUUGCGGACAGAUGUUCUCUCUACACGAUCGCUUAGCCAAACAUAUGGCGUCAAGGCAUAAAAGUAGGCAAACUAAUCCAGACUCGCCAGCCAAAGCGUAUUUGUGCGACGUAUGCAAAAGAUCCUUUGCAAGAAGCGACAUGCUAACGAGACACAUGCGGCUACACACUGGCGUCAAACCGUAUACUUGUAGGGUUUGUGGACAAGUAUUUUCCAGAUCGGAUCACUUGUCGACCCAUCAAAGGACUCAUACUGGUGAGAAGCCUUACAAGUGUCCGCAGUGUCCCUAUGCAGCUUGUAGGCGAGACAUGAUAACGAGGCAUAUGAGGACUCAUACCAGGUACGAGCCCGAUUUGAAUGUAGCGCCGCAAAGUAUUAUCAAGACUGAGAGUAAUCAAUGAUAUUUGAUGGUGAUUAUGAUGAUCUUGGGGUGGGUUUUAUUUUGUGGGUAAUUUGUCCAAGUUUGAUGAUUCACUUAUAGGUGGCUAAUAAACUAUAAUAAAAUGUAAUUCCAAAAAUAAUUCACAUAGAGGAGCAAAGUCAACAAUAAUGGGUGAUCGACUAAGAGUAACUUCAAUAAUGUCUGAUUCUAAAUAUGUUGUUCAAGGACACAACAUUUCUUCACAAUCUUCUUUUCUGUACACUCGUUGAUCUCUUACUUCACACUCAGCUUCUAUUUUCCAUUUUUCUUCACUAUAAUUAACCUGAAACUGUAACAUGGAAAAAUAUGCUCAUGUUCUCUUUAGAAUAUACUUGCAACACAAUAAGUUUAAGAAUAUGGAAUCUGCCUUGCCGGAUUUCUAAAAUACUUUUCCUUCAUUGGUUUUGUAUCUAUGUGAAAUAUUUUUGGAACAAAAUCGGAUCUCGAAGCAUUCCAUGUUACAUGGUGAUGAUGAGGCCAGUUGAAAGACAAAAAAGACAAUCUCGAUUAUUUUUUUAUAAUUGUGCCAAAUUAGUAUACGUAUUUUGUUUGCUUAAUACAGUUUGUAUAGGCCUCUAGGGGCUGGUAUAAAUUGCACGAAGUGAAUAUUUAGUUAUUGCUCAAAAUCAAUUAAGGUUAGGUACAGGGUAACUUUUAGAAUUACGCAGGGUGUCAGAAAAAAAAAAAACGCCUUGUAUUUCCCCUGUAUACGUAAUAUCAUUGUUAGAUAUACUCUGUGAUAUAGAAAAAAAGAAAUGUUUUAACUUUAAAAAGGUGAAAUUGUUUGUUCUUAUUUUUGAUAUUAAAUUAUUGUGACAAUACAGUCGAAAUUCGUUUUGUUAAUGUUAAUUAAUAUUAUUAUUUUUAAGGAAUCUCUUUUCAAUUUUUUUUUUAUAUAAAUAUUUAGUGCCACUUUGUAAAUAUACUUGUUCCUAUAUGAAAGAAAAAAAAGAACAAAAUUUGUUUGUGCCACUGUUUCAAAAUAAUUAAGUUUUAAUUUAUUGUCUAGUUGUUAAGCUAUUAGGGUUUCAAACCUCUCAUUCUUUGCUCUCUCAUUCUUGUUUAUAGUUGGUUUUUAAGUUUAACUUAUUUUCUUUUUUUGUAUUUAUUUUUGUACAUCGACGCGCAGCUUGUAAAAAAGAGGCUUUUUUUACUUACUAUCAUUAUUAUUUAAAAUGUUUUGUUACUUUUGUAUUAUUAUUUUUUUAAGUAAUUUGAUUUCUGAUUUUUUUUUGUUUGUUAAUUUUCGAUGAAUAAAUUUUGAGUUUUUUUCUAUUUAUUUUUUUUUUAUUUUUGUUUUCGUUUUCAGUUGAACGUUGAACUGCAUGGUUUAAGAGCUGUGAAAAAUCAAUGUAGUUAAAUAUAUUCGUCAUUUGGCUUGUUUUGGAAAGUUGUUCUUUUAUGUGAUGCAUUAAACUUAUGAUAGAAAAUAAUGAAUUUUCUAAUGCGAUGAAUGGAAGAAGGAUUCAGUAAUUUUUUAAAAUUAUGUUUUGUCAUUGGGUCAACAUAAAUGUGUCAGUAUGCAUUUAUUAUACAGGGUUGUCGUUAUGUAUGGAAACGGCCUAAUAUUUCAGAAAGCGCC
Molecule: messenger RNA, 3234 nt
Organism: Ceutorhynchus assimilis (cabbage seed weevil)
Lineage: Eukaryota; Metazoa; Arthropoda; Insecta; Coleoptera; Curculionidae
Source: the annotation of a GenBank genome assembly